This is a messenger RNA of Cinara cedri, 4435 nucleotides long. Lineage: Eukaryota; Metazoa; Arthropoda; Insecta; Hemiptera; Aphididae. The record is from the annotation of a GenBank genome assembly.
AUGUGUGAGUAUAUUUGAAGUCAUAUUAUUAGUCAUUAUUUAACUACCCAGUUCACGUAUUCAGUGUUGUGUAUAUGCUUGUAGCUAACAUUCUAUACACUCCGUUAAAACAAAAUUCUUUCGAAUCGUCGGCUGUUCCAAAACCGCAAAGUCCGUUGACUGUGAAUCAAUUAGCACGUCAGUUAUUGCCAUUGAAAGUAACAAAUAAAGAAAUAGAUGCUGGUCUCAAAAAAGUAAGUGAAAGUCAAUACAACUAUAAUUCAAUUAAUGAUGAACUAUUAAUUCCGAUUUACUAAAGGUAUAUUGGUUGGGCAAUUACACACAUAAGAAAAAACAGAAAUCUGUUGAAAAAUGUAAAUCAAAAAACCAAUUGAAAAGAAUAUUAGGAUUGUGUCGCCCACCUAAGGAUGUCUUAACAUAUGCAAAUGCUAUACAACUCAAUAAACUCUGGAUGUCUUAUAUCAAAAAAGUAAUAAAUUUCGAUGAUCUUCGAAAGAGAGGGUAAGAUAUGAGAUAUAGUACAGUAGAAACUUGGUUAACUGUCAGUCAUUUGACCGGGACUAUGGCGGUUAACAAAAAUUAAUAAACUUAUAUAUAUGCAAUAUGCAAUAAACUUAUAUAUUUCACAAUGUGUGUAUUUGCAGACUUUGUAAAAUAAUAAAAUAAUAACAACAAAAAUAAUACCAUACUAAAAAUAUUAAACAAAAUAAUCUGUCAUCUUUUUCUGUUUUUUUUGAGACCUGAGUAUGUUGAGUGGCAAUGUUUCGUAUUUUAUGAAGAAGUAAGAUAGUGAUCAUUGAUAGAUAACAGAGAGUAACGGUUAAUCAAUUUUCUAUUGUACCUAUGUACCUAUGUACUUUAGUUUACAUAUUCUAAUAUUGUAUACUGUUAUUGUUACAAAAUAGUUAAUAAAUUCUAUAAUAAUUAUUUGAUAUUAAAUAAAUAUUUAACUUUUACAUACUCUGGUUUCUAUCAAAUAUAUUUUUUUAUUAAUGUCAGGUCACUUAAACUCGUAUAUAUGUGGCAUGGGUAUGUAUUUGGAUCAUAGACGUAUAUAUCUAGGUGGAAUGUUAACACCGAGAAUUGGGAGGCUUGGUCGGUCCAAAUAAAUCAAGAGGGAUACACUGAUAUAUAGACUAAUGUGAAAUAGAGUAACUUUGUACUUUGAAGACAGCCAAUUAAAACACUCAGUUUAUUAUUUCGUGUGUUUUUGUCUUCGAACGAAACUUCACCCAACAGAACACGUUUUCAUGAUAAAUGUUCCAUCUGGAUGAAUAAGUCUAUAUUUUGAACAGACGUGCCAUGGUCAAUAUGUAUUUCAUAUAGAAUUAUAAACUCCCAGUUUAUUUUAACAAAUAUCAUAAGUUUAGAUUUAAUUCAUUCAAAAUAAUACAAAAUAAAGCAAUAUAAAUUAUUUUAAAAAAUGAUCAUUUAUAUCACACAGAAUAUCUAUACAAAGAAUUAAAUGUUUCAUCAAUAACAAAAAAAAAUUGUAAAAUAAUAAUGUAAAAACAAAAUUAUUAAAAUGAUAAAUACUUGUGAAUAAAUAAAGUAAAUAAAUAUAUAAAUAAAAAAUGUAUAUAUGAAAAUAAAAUAAAUAAACAAAUGAAUGUGUCGCUUGGAGUAUUAUGAUAAGUGUAUUAUACCACUGGUUUCGAAUUAAAAACUCAUCAUCAGGUAUAUCACAGUCAAAAUGUAAAACGCGACUGAAUAUAAACAAUUUAAUGAAGGAAUACAUAGAAAAAAAAUUUACAAAUUGUUUGUUUUACAUAGAAUGAAGAAAUAAUUUAUUUGAAUGGGAUAGAUUAUUUAAAAUUGAUUAUCAGACAUAGAUAUAUUAAAAAAUAUAAAUUAUUUGGUUAUUAUUUAUUAUCUAAAAUGUAUUGAAAUAAGAUAUUACUAAAAUUGGUUGGAACAUUUAAAAUAUUAUUAAAAUUAUUUGUCUUUAUUUCAUUAUGUAUAUGUAAUUCUAAAACUGAAUUAGUGUAAAUGUUAUUUUGGGUAUUUAAUAUUUCUAAAUCUGUAUUAAUAUUAAAACUUAUAUUAUGGUUAUUUAGCUAAAUUUAAAUUAGGGGCAGUCUUUUUAAAUUGUAUUACAGAAAUGUGUUCUUUAUAUAUUAUUUUAAAAUUUAUAUUUGUCUUACCCAUAUAAAAUGUAUUACAGUAACAUUUAAAUUUAUACAUACCAUUUACAUUUUAUAUAUACCAGCGUUUUUAAAAGAAGGCGGAUUUUUGUGAAGUUUUCAGUUCUAUUGUUUAUAUAUUUGGUUAAAUUAUUAUUAGUCUUACAAGCAAUUUUUACAUUAUUUGUUCAGAAUUUUAGCAAAUUUGUUAGAAAUAUUAUUUUGAUUUUUCAUUUUAUAGUUAACAUAAUUUGCUGAGUUGUGUAUGAUUUUUCCUUUAAUAUGUUUAUGAUUUUUUUUUUAAUAGUAUUUAAAUUUAAAUUAUUUUUAUGGGCUAUAUAAUAGAUAAUAUUGAGCUCGUGUUGAUAAUUAUGUUUAUUUAAUGGAAUACGUUUAAGCCUAUAGAAUAUUGAAUUAAAAAAUUAUAUUUUUUUGAGAAUAAGGAUGAUUAGAAUCAUGUAGUAUUAUAGAAUUAGUUUGUGUAGGUUUCCUGUAUAUACUAAAACCAAAUUUAUUUUUUUUUAUGGAAACUGUAAAAUCUAAGAAAUUUAAUUUAUUAUUCAUUUGUAUUGUUUUUAUUUAUUUUGUUUCAGUAGUUAAUUUAAUUUUCUGCUUGUCUAUUCGAACUUCUAAAUAAAAUGAACAUGUCAUUAACAUAUCCUUAAUAUGCUUUUAUAUAUGGACUGUAUAUUUUGUUGUUAAUAAUAUUAUUGGUUUCAUAAUUUUUAGAUAAAAGAGCACUUAAAGGACCACCCAUAACUAAUCCAUCUUUUUGCUAUUAUAAUUUAUUAUUAUGUUGAAAAUAGUUUUGAUUAAUAAUUACAUUUAUUGAAUAAUGUGCGGUAUGUUCUUAUUUGAUACAGACUAUAGUAUAUUAAUAUAUAUGCUGUAGGUUAUAUGGAAAAUUAGUCUUUUUGGGAAAAGACUAGACUCUGCAAUGGGGUAGCCCGUUUGCAAAUUACCUACUUAUUUUUUCAAACGGCCGACUGUUUUUCAGGCUCAUUGCAUAUAGACUAACAACAGCAGUUAGGCCUUUUAAGAACUACAAUUAUAGUAUAGUAACAACCAUUUUACUUAUUUUAUUUUAAAAGUAAUUUAUUACUUUUACAAAAAAAAAAUAGAAAUAAUAGAAUUAUUAUAACAUGUAAACUAUAUAGUCUGAAUAAAUAUGUUACUUUAGAUUAUUUUAAAGUUUUUUACUAUUGUAUUACUAGUUCUAUUUUACAAUACUAACAAAAAAGAAAAUAUAUAAAAUAUUUACUGAUUGUUACAUGUGGUUUUGUUCGUGUUACAUUUUUUAUUUAUAUUUAUAAAUUAAAACUGAAUAAAAUAUAUUUAUUCAUAUUUUCUUUUUUAUUAGUAAUAUAAACUAAAACUAGUAAUACAAUAAUCAAAAACUUUAAAAUAAAAUAAACUUCACUUAUACUAGCCAUUGAUACAGUUCAUAAAAUAAAUAGAAUACUAUAUAAUAAUAUAUACUUAUUCAUUUUUCAUUUUAGAAUAAUUCUAUUGAUCUUAUUUUUUUGUAAAAAUAAUAUAUAUUACCCUUAAAAUAAAACAAGUAAAAUGGUUGUUACUAAAUUAUAAUGAUUGUAGUUUUUAAAUAUUUAAUUGCUGUUAGCCUAUAUGCAAUAAGCCUGAAAAACAUUAGGCCAUUAGGAAAAAUAAUGAGUAGUUCACAAACGGGUCACUCCAUUGCAGAGAGCCUAAAUUUAGGCCUCUUUAGCCUUUUCUCAAAAAGGCUAAUUUUCCAUAUGGUCUAUAACAAAUAUUAAAUCAACUUGAAACCAACAAUAUUCUAGGUUUCAAGGUUACAUUAUUUAUUUAUAUUUAUAAAAUAUAUGACUAUAUGUUUAUGCUUAUUAAGAAUGUUCUAAAAUAACUUUAUUGAGUUUUCCUUUAUUAUUUAUUAUUAAUGUAAUUAUUUAUAUAGGUGGAAUGGCACUCCUGGAUGCAAAAACUGGGAAGCAUUCAUGACCAUGCUGUAUAAGUGUGAUUUUCAUGGUGCUCACAUUAAAGUGAUUAGUUCUAAAUGCUGUUCAUAUAUUAUGGUAGCAGGUGUUAUAGUCAUUGAAACAAAACAUACUUUUCAAAUCGUAGGAGUUGAUAACAAAUUAAAAAGUUUGUUUCGUAAAAAGGUAUUAUGACUGAUUAUAAAUUAAUUUUUUUUUUCAGCUAUACCAAAAGAACAGUGUAUUUUUGAAAUCGUACUAGAAGAAUAUUGCAUUCAUCUCUAUGGUAAACAUUUUGUAGUCAGAUCAAAAGAUCGGUCAAAAAAGAAAAUAAAGGAUAAUCUUAGAUUAGAACUUUGA